UGUCAUGAGCGCGUUCAGCGAGCAUUGCGGGUUUACCUGUGUCCCAAACAGCACGCCACUUGGAACUUACACAACCUAAGCAUAGUGGUUGCGAAUAAAUUCGUAUAUGAAAAUCUUCAAUGAAUCAUUGAUGAUUUAUUAGUUUGUUUCUUUAAUUUAAUUGAAGUAGUAUAGUAUUAAACCAGAAUGCAUAGUGUUUCUUAAAAAGUUUUUGAAAGUAUAUUUACAAGAUGAGUGGAAGGAAGUAUUAUCGUGUUUUACCAGCGAUUUUUAUAUCUUUAUUAUCGGUUAUUGGAGGUUCACAAGAUGGCGCCCGAGUGAAGCGUCUAAGGGCUAAUGCUGUGCCAGAACCGGCACAAGCUUUGGAUGCCCCUGAACCGAUCACCGACACUGUGCCGCCAGUCUCAUUCAUCAAGGCUUCCGUGAAGGAAUACUUGGAAUUAGGAAUGGCGAUACCUGGUAAGCCGGGAACGGACUACCCGGUACUAGGCGCGGUUCCGUAUACAAAUUUUUACUGUGACGACCAACCUUAUCCAGGGUUUUUCGCGGACAUGGAGACCAGAUGUCAAGCCUGGCAUUACUGUGAUAUUGACGGGCGGCAAGCAUCGUUUCUUUGUCCCAAUGGCACAGUUUUCUCACAGGGGGUGGCAUCGUGUGACUGGUGGUUCAAUGUUCGAUGCUCACUCUCACCCGCUCUGUAUCCCCUAAAUGCUAGACUUUACAGACGAAGAAGAAAACAGUCAAGACCGAAACCACACAGGGUCAUAGAUAAGAAACUCAUUGAUGAAAUAUUUUUGUAAAUAUAUGUUAUGUAUUAAGUUA
Molecule: messenger RNA, 822 nt
Organism: Danaus plexippus (monarch butterfly)
Lineage: Eukaryota; Metazoa; Arthropoda; Insecta; Lepidoptera; Nymphalidae
Exons: 4
Coding region: 231-800 (189 amino acids)
Cellular component (GO): extracellular region
Molecular function (GO): chitin binding
Source: RefSeq, a predicted model, not a curated record